CUGACCAAGAAGAAACGUGACUGUUGUGUUGAAAAAAUAUCAUUUCAGAAAAAUCACGGAUACAUUAACGCUGUCUUGCUCUGAGGAUUUUUUUAACAAUGGGAGAGUCAGCUGUGAGGACACUGGAUACAGCUGUACCAGCUAGUAUUGACCACAUCGCUCUGAAUAACCAGGUUGUUGGAAUGAGGAAAACGGUGAAGAGAACAAAAGUUCAGCUCAUCAACAAGAUGGUGAAACGUGUCCGCGUUCUGAAGAACUGUACCAAAGGAACUGAACAAGCCAUUGCUAAGAAGAAACGAAAAGCAGAAAGGAUGUUAAAAGAGAUUGAAGUUAUAAAGAGGCUGGACCCUGACAAAGUGUCAAAGUAUGCCCUGGCCACCACAACCACAUUCAAGGAUGUUGAAAACUUACCAUCAGCUUCAGAAACCAAGGCCAUGACUCGAUACAGCAACCAUAAACUCAUGCAGGAUGUUGUGAGGAAAUUCAGAGAGAAGCAUGCAGACUGGAAAGCUUUAGCAGCAUAUCUUCUGUCCAAAAACACCGGGCGACGCUACAAGAAAAAGGCCACAAAAGAGAAAGUUAGUGCCACAGCAGCUGCUACAAAUAUGAAAGCCGGCGAAACCCUCAUGCAGAAUUUCCUGCAACAAAAGGGAGCCAUGAAAGGGAACGAUUUAAAACCCACAAACAUUCUGAGAUCCAAAAACAAAGGAAAACAAAUUCAAAAGGACUCAGGGGAUGAAUUUAGUAUCAGUGAACUGAAGAAAUCAGGGGAAAGUUUUGAAGUCUCUUCACCAGAUCCCAAAAUUAAGGCGAAAUUGACUGAAAAUAAGAGGAAUGAAUGUGACCCCUUGGAUGUCAUCUCCAAGGUUACCACUGUUCACAGUUCAAUCCCCACAGUUCAAAGAAAACAUAUGGUCAUACAGUCAUUCUCAUUACAUGAUACACCAGAUGACACUCUCCCAGUGCAUGCUGGGUCAUCAAAUGAAUCUGACCUUGGCAGGAAUAGUGAAGGAGAAUUCAUGCCAGAGUUUUUGCAGAAAACCUCCACAAAAGCAGGACGUGUCAAGCAUGAUGCGUUUUUCAUGGGUGGAGAUGAUGAUGUUGAUUCAGGUACAGAGAGCAUAGACCAAGCAGCGAGUGAAGGUGAGGAGGAUGGAAGUGACCUUGAGGAUGAUGACCAGCUACAGAAGGGCAAAAUAGCCAUACGCUCAACAUUUGUGGGCUCGCUGACAGAUGACCGUAGGGAGAAAAUGUCAUCAUGGGCGAAGAAACAUACCUCAGUCCGACGACCGGUUGGUGGAAAAGUGGAUGCUCCAUACAGAAAAAGGUAUGAAAAUCUGCCCAGUAGCUAUUUGAAGUUCAUGUGUGUAGCACACCUCUCUGAUUCAUGA
Liolophura sinensis is the source of this 1391-nucleotide messenger RNA. RefSeq names its product serum response factor-binding protein 1-like. Gene Ontology annotation, biological process: maturation of SSU-rRNA. Gene Ontology annotation, cellular component: 90S preribosome; nucleus. NCBI's taxonomy places the organism in Eukaryota, Metazoa, Mollusca, Polyplacophora, Chitonida, Chitonidae. The transcript has 5 exons. The record is from RefSeq and is a predicted model, not a curated record. Bases 99 to 1391 code for a protein of 430 amino acids.